AUGGCGGCUAAGAACAUCACCAUACCUAGAUACACAGCUGCCUGUCUCGCAGCCGACGAAGGCAAUGGCGUCUACCUCGUUGGCUCUCCCUCCCCAGGAUUGAUCGAGUUAAACUUUAUCUCUGACUUUUCGGCAAAGACCCUGGAUCGAGUGGGAUCCAAUCUUGACUCUACUGUGUGGGCUACCGGUGCCGGUAAGGCAUGCUUUACGUACCCCUACCCGAAGACUGCAAACAGAGCGAUUCAGAUUCUGCAGUUCGGGAGCUACUCGACGUAUUUCAGUAUCGCAUACCCUGAUGGCACGAUAGGAUCCUCGAGUUUCUUCCGUGAGAGGGCUUUUGCCUCGCCUCGUCUUUUCGCUUGGUCGGGUAGUUUAGGCGACUACGACAUGUUUUCGCUCGUCACCAACUAUACCGUUCCUGGAUACUCCAACUGGGCUGGUCUGCGACUGUCGUUCUUGUCAAACUCCGGCAACACCACCGCUAACACCGGGUCCUUGUUCGGGUACGGAUUGACGACUUUUCCCCCGGCCGACCCAUUGCUGGCAGUUGGAACCUAUACCGCAUCGACAGGAGUCCUUUCGUCGGGUUAUACAAUUGUGUUUGACAAGGCGAACCAGGGCAAGGCGUAUUUGACGUCGGGAAGCACUACUGCAUUUCAAGGAUCUACAGAGUCGGUGAUGACUCUUGCGCCGUAUGUUACAGUUAACAUGAACAACAUUGUCCUCUCUGCGGACGCUUUGGGCGUUACUAUGGCAGGAACAGCGUACGUCUUGGACAAGGUUGAUGGUGGCAACUACACCGUCAUCUAUUCGAUUACCCCGGGCUCAACCUUCGAGCUCAAACAAGUCACAGCCAAGGGCGGCGCACCUCUGUUCUUGCCGUCCAUGGCAGGAGCGGCGUACGGAAAGCAGAUUGUCACCUACUCUGUGCCUCCUACUGGUGGCGACGCAUACUUCAACAUCUUCGAUACCGCAUCAGGAACAUGGAGCGGCAGUGGCUUGAUCAUGCUUCCUGGGGACUCGACGACUGACGGAAAGUCCUCAACCCCCAUUGGAGCCAUUAUUGGAGGCGUGGUAGGGGGACUGCUUGUCAUCGCUCUUGUGGUCUUCUUCUUUGUCCGUCGCCGUCGUCAGAGCGCUGAGAAAUACACCCCUGCAGUCCAGCCAGUCCAGCAAACCUCAGAAGUCAACAAGUUUGACGGAGCGAACCAUGGACACAUUCCACCACCAGUUCACCAAAUCCAGCACGACCAGCCCCCUGUCCAGUACACCCAAUACGAGCAGCCACAAUCACCCUUCGCCCAAGCGUACCAGGUCCCAUAUGAUCCAAACCAAGGACAGCAAGUUCAGUACAACUUCGCACACGCCCAACCCGACCAAGGAUACGCUACCUACAACAACCAAGGAGGAUACCAACCACCCACCUUUGUCCUUCCACCUGGCCAACAAAGCUCAGAGACACCCAUGUCAACACCGUACAAGCUGUUCCAGCCAGCUGUUGUUGCUGCCAGCGACUCGGUCGGCUCGCCUAUGAGCACGACUGCGUACAGCUCUCCUUCUCCGUAUGUCACUCCUUCUUCUCACAGGGACUCGACCUACCCUCCAGGAACGCCCGAGUUUUCCAAUGCCAAGCCGGACAAGACGUCUCUCCCUCAGAGCCCACAGUACAUUCCACCUGCUGGCGAGUCCUAG
Molecule: messenger RNA, 1692 nt
Organism: Linnemannia hyalina
Lineage: Eukaryota; Fungi; Mortierellomycota; Mortierellomycetes; Mortierellales; Mortierellaceae
Source: the annotation of a GenBank genome assembly